CCCUCCUGGACUGGACCCGUGGUUAGAAAUCGAUUCGAGGGUUAAUUUAGAGAGGAGAGGGAGGGACAGAGACAGAGCGGCAGGGACGAUGAUGGCGAAGGUCAUGGAGGGGCGCCCGGCGAAGAUGGGGUUCCGGAUGCCGGCGGAGUGGGAACCGCACGAGCAGUGUUGGAUGGGAUGGCCUGAGCGUCCAGACAACUGGCGGGACAAUGCUGGUCCAGCUCAACAGACAUUUGCGAGAGCUGCAAUUGCCAUUUCAAAAUUUGAGCCUGUCACAAUAUGUGCAAGUACCAAGCAGUACCCGUAUGUCCACAAGCUGAUGGAACAUCAUACGAACAUCAGGGUGAUUGAAAUAAACAUGAACGAUUCCUGGUUCCGUGAUAUGGGACCCACUUUUAUCACUCAUAAAGUCGAGUCAGGAAUCACAAAACAAACAAUAGCAGGGAUAGAUUGGCAAUUUAACGCCUGGGGAGGAAUCUAUGACGAUUGGAGUCUUGACAAUGAUAUUGCCAAGAAAAUAGUUGAGAUUGAGAGGAUCCCUAGGUUUUCGCACAAAAUGGUUCUCGAGGGUGGAAGCAUUCAUGUCGAUGGAGAAGGUACAUGCAUAACAACCGAAGAAUGCUUGCUGGAUCCAAACAGAAACCCCAACAUGACUAAACUAGAGAUAGAGAACGAGCUGAAGGAUUUUCUGGGAGUCACAAAGGUCAUCUGGAUACCUCGUGGACUUUACGGUGACGAGGACACAAAUGGCCACGUCGACAACCUGUGCUGUUUCAUUAAACCCGGCGUCAUCCUCCUGUCGUGGACGGAUGACGAGAAGGACCCCCAGUACGAACGGUCAGCCGAGGCGCUGUCGGUUCUGACCCAAUCGGUUGACGCUAAAGGACGGCAGAUAGAAGUGGUGAAGAUCCACGUCCCGGGGCCCCUGUACAUGACGAAGGAAGAGGCGGACGGCGUUCUCUCAACAGGGCACGCCGUGGCGAGGGAGCCGGGCACGAGGCUGGCCGCCUCGUACGUGAACUUCUACAUCGCGAAUGGCGGCAUCGUAGCGCCGUCUUUCGGCGACAAGUGGGACGAGGAGGCGUACAAGGUUCUUCAGAAGGCGUUUCCUGAUCGCGAGGUGGUGAUGGUCGAGGGCGGGCGGGAGAUCGCGCUGGGAGGCGGGAACGUCCACUGCAUCACGCAGCAGCAGCCCGUGCGCCCGUCGUAGGCGGACACACCAAGGCGAUGGAAGGACAUGCUAUUGCUAUGCUAGUAGUACUAUUGAUCUCUGAUUCUAUCUUCGGUCGUUAUCGCACUUGCCCAUACCAAGACGUGCGAGGAAUAAGACCGGUCAGCAGUUAGUUGACAGAUAGUUUCCACCCCCGCCCGCCCACCUCUCUCUGGCCGCGGCCCGCGGCUGCCGUCGAGAGCACGAGACGCCUCCGCGUGGGUGCGCGGACGUGGUGGGUUGUUGUUGGGUGGGUGACUUGUCCUGACGCUUUUGAGCGCGUUCGGCGGACGCUCGUUGCGUUGCGAUGUGUGCCAGGACAGGACGAGUCAAAGCCUACUAUGUUUUGCCUCUUUCGCUUUGUCGCAACUCGCAAGCAGCAGAAUUUGUAACAUCCUAAUUUUCAUCAUUUGUGAUUUAAUAAAAAUUAAUUAGAAUUUC
Messenger RNA from Setaria italica (foxtail millet), 1651 nucleotides. Its product is annotated as agmatine deiminase. Gene Ontology annotation, molecular function: agmatine deiminase activity; protein-arginine deiminase activity. The transcript has 10 exons. Lineage: Eukaryota; Viridiplantae; Streptophyta; Magnoliopsida; Poales; Poaceae. The coding region runs from base 89 to 1210 and encodes 373 amino acids. The record is from RefSeq and is a predicted model, not a curated record. Gene Ontology annotation, biological process: putrescine biosynthetic process.